CUUCCGCCCCUUAACAUUCAAACAAUCAAAAAACAAAAAAUAAGGAUGAUGGUCUGUUUGUUUGUGAAGAGAUUCAUCUUUGUUUUAGCUGCUUUCUGUUGGGUUUCUGGUGAUGUUGCUCUUGCAAAGCAUGCAGGCAUUACUAGACACUACAAGUUCGAUAUUAAAAUGCAAAAUGUGACAAGAUUGUGUCAAACGAAAAGCAUAGUGACAGUGAAUGGGCAAUUUCCUGGUCCCAGAAUCAUUGCGAGAGAAGGGGACCGUGUUGUGGUUAAGGUUGUUAACCAUGUUAAGUAUAAUGUCACAAUUCAUUGGCAUGGAGUGAGACAGCUGAGAAGUGGAUGGGCUGAUGGACCUGCAUAUAUUACACAAUGCCCUAUUCAAACCGGGCAAAGUUAUGUUUACAACUUCACCAUCACGGGUCAAAGGGGCACAUUAUUUUGGCAUGCUCACAUAUCAUGGCUAAGAGCAACUCUAUACGGACCUAUAGUCAUUCUUCCAAAGAAAGGAGUUGCCUAUCCUUUUCCCCAACCCUUCAAAGAAGUUCCAAUUAUUUUUGGUGAAUGGUGGAAGGCAGAUACAGAGAAGAUCAUCAGCCAAGCAUCACAAACAGGAGGAGCACCCAAUAUUUCUGAUGCCUUCACCAUUAAUGGUCUUCCAGGACCCUUAUAUAACUGCUCUGCCAAAGAUAGCUUCAAAUUAAAAGUGAAGGCAGGGAAAACAUAUCUGCUAAGAUUGAUCAAUGCUGCCCUGAACGAUGAGCUCUUCUUCAGCAUCGCUAAUCACAGCCUCACAGUGGUCGAAGCUGAUGCGGUGUAUGUUAAACCAUUCAAAACCAACAUAGUCCUCAUCACACCUGGCCAAACCACUAAUGUCCUCCUCAAAACCACCAAACACCACCCUAAUGCCACCUUCCUCAUUUCCGCCAGGCCUUAUGCCACCGGGCCUGCCCCUUUCGACAACUCUACCACCGCCGGAAUCUUGGAAUACUCCACUAACAAAACAAUAAUUACCACCAAGAAACUCCCACUCUUCACACCAAUCCUCCCUGUUUUCAAUGACACAUCUUUUGCUACUAACUUUACCAAGAAACUUAAAAGCUUAGCUAACGCUAAUUUCCCGGCCAAUGUCCCAAAGAAAGUGGACAGAAGAUUUUUCUUCACCGUUGGAUUAGGAACAAGCCCGUGCCCUCAGAACCAAACAUGCCAGGGACCAACUAAUAAUACUAAAUUUGCAGCCUCAGUGAACAACAUCUCCUUUGUUCAACCAAGUACGGCUCUACUUCAAGCCCACUUCUUCAAGCAAUCCAAAGGAGUUUACACCACUGAUUUUCCGGCCAACCCGCCCGUGAAGUUCAAUUACACCGGAAACCCACCCAGCAACAUUAUGGUGACUAGUGCUACAAAAGUUGUGCAGCUUAGUUUUAAUAGUAGCGUGGAACUUGUAAUGCAAGACACAAGCAUUAUUGGAGCUGAAAGUCAUCCUCUUCAUCUCCACGGCUUCAAUUUCUUUGUAGUUGGUCAAGGUUUUGGUAAUUAUGAUCCUAAUAAAGAUCCCGCCAAAUUCAACCUCGUCGACCCCGCAGAGAGAAACACCGUCGGAGUGCCUUCUGGUGGUUGGGUCGCCAUUCGUUUCCUUGCCGACAAUCCAGGGGUGUGGUUUAUGCAUUGUCACCUUGAAGUCCAUACAAGCUGGGGAUUGAAAAUGGCUUGGAUCGUCAUGGACGGAAAAGGACGUAAGCAAAAGCUGCCACCUCCACCCGCUGAUCUUCCUAAAUGUUGAUGCAUGCAAUGCUCAAAUUAAUACUCAUGCAUGCACCCAUUAUUCAUUCCUUCAUUUAUUUUUAAUCAAUUUUUUGAGUGAGUUCUAUUAUUUUGAGGAAGAUGUUUUGUUUCUUUAGCAGUUUCAUUAUGAUUUUGUUGGACCAAACAAACAAUUUGGUUAUUUCUUGUACUAUCGACUGUGUUCUAAUUAUGAGAACCCAAAACAUCAAUGAUGAAAACAAUUUUUAAAUUUCAA
Molecule: messenger RNA, 2019 nt
Organism: Ipomoea triloba (trilobed morning glory)
Lineage: Eukaryota; Viridiplantae; Streptophyta; Magnoliopsida; Solanales; Convolvulaceae
Product: laccase-17-like
Exons: 6
Coding region: 46-1782 (578 amino acids)
Biological process (GO): lignin catabolic process
Cellular component (GO): apoplast
Molecular function (GO): copper ion binding; hydroquinone:oxygen oxidoreductase activity
Source: RefSeq, a predicted model, not a curated record